AUGUUCGAGGGUUUACGUAACUCCGGGAAUUCGGAGAGAACCGUGNAUAGGGCUGACGGAUAUUUCGCGUGUCGGGACGCCCAUUGCCUCGAGAGUUGUGAGACGGUCUACAAGCUUAUGGCCUAUGGGAUCGAUCAUGAGGUUGAAAUGAAGGGGGAAAUCAAUGCCACUGAUCGACGACGGACGAUCAGCGAUGAUGAAGACCCAUGGAAAACUACGGCGAAUUCCGAGGUUCAGUGUGAGUGA
Molecule: messenger RNA, 246 nt
Organism: Echinostoma caproni
Lineage: Eukaryota; Metazoa; Platyhelminthes; Trematoda; Plagiorchiida; Echinostomatidae
Source: the annotation of a GenBank genome assembly